AUGAUUAGACCAUCCCUAAGCCAUAUUAAUAGUCUAUGUAUUCGCUUACAGACUAAGAGGUAUUUUGGAAACAUUCAUGUCCCUUUUCAAGAUGAUUUAGAUCCUGCUAAUGAUGAUGAUUUUAAUCUACUGGACUUUCAACAUUACAAAGAAUCUAAAGAUGUUAUAAUGCAGAAGCAAAAGCUAUACGAGGAUUUGGAACAAGAAACUCCAGAAGUAAAGAUUGACUUACAAAACUAUACAAAAUUAAGAGAACCAGUAAUAUUUGUAUCGAAAUUAAAGGACCCAUAUUUGAAUCUUGCAAUCGAAGAUAGUAUCUAUAAUGAUAUGCCGAUCCCAGAAAACGAUUCCAAAGAAAAUUAUAAUAGGUUAAUGUUUUAUAAGAAUUGGCCCUGUGCUGUCAUUGGCAAAAAUCAGAAUCCUUGGAAAGAAGUUAACUUGCCAUUAUUGAACUCACUACAUAUUCCUCUCGUGAGAAGACGCUCUGGUGGUGGAACUGUUGUUCACGAUCUUGGUAAUGUUAACUAUUCAUUCAUGACCACCAAGCCUAAGUUUGAUAGGUUUAAAUUUGCCGAAAUAAUUAGAGACUCGGUGAAUAAGUACCCGGAUCUUAAAUACAAGUUGAAAGUUAGUGAAAGGGGAGAUAUAACUACAGUAACGCAACCUGAUGGAGUUGAUUAUAAGGUUAGCGGGUCAGCUUACAAGUUAUCAAAAGGAAAAUCUUACCAUCAUGGUACUAUGUUGUUGGAUCUGAAGUUGGAUGUUUUGGGUAAAUUAUUGACGAGAGAUGAACGUCAACUAGGCAUUGUUGAUUCUAUGGCAUCCAUUAACUCUGUUAAAUCCAAGGUGAUUAAUUUAGAAUUAAAAGAUGAGAAAUUUAUUGAGUUGGUAAGUGAUGGGUUCAGUAAGAACUACGGAAUUGUCGAAAAAGAAAAUGACGUCCAGAACGAAAAGCUCCCAUCGGACUCUGAAGAGUAUGAUCAAAAUGAAUUAUUCAAUCUUACUGAUUUUGUUGAAGCAUAUUCAGAUUACGCAAGAGUUGUUAACAUAGACGAAACGACUGUGUUGAAUCAACAAAUAUAUGACUUGGCAGAUGAACUCAAAGAGUGGAAAUGGAAGUACGGAUCAACUCCUAAGUUUAGUCACGAAUUAUAUAACGAAAAGUUUGGUUUUACAGUCAAAUUCCAUGUGAAGAAGGGGGCCAUUAUAGACACGUUUGAAUUGUCAUUUGAUGAAAUAUCCAAUCGUAUGAUCUCUACGGAAAAAAUCAAGGAGAGCUUCGAGUUUCUUGAACAGAUUAUUGAGACCCAAGAGUUGACAUAUAGUGGAAGUAAUGUUAGUGGCUUUAUUACAAAUGAUAUGAUCAGUGAUUGGAUAGGCCAAUCAAUAGACGGUACUAUAUAG
Messenger RNA from Debaryomyces hansenii CBS767, 1404 nucleotides. Its product is annotated as putative lipoate--protein ligase. Gene Ontology annotation, cellular component: cytoplasm; mitochondrion. Gene Ontology annotation, molecular function: lipoyltransferase activity. Gene Ontology annotation, biological process: protein lipoylation. The transcript has a single exon. The coding region runs from base 1 to 1404 and encodes 467 amino acids. The record is from RefSeq and is a predicted model, not a curated record. NCBI's taxonomy places the organism in Eukaryota, Fungi, Ascomycota, Pichiomycetes, Serinales, Debaryomycetaceae.